Molecule: messenger RNA, 2037 nt
Organism: Syngnathoides biaculeatus (alligator pipefish)
Lineage: Eukaryota; Metazoa; Chordata; Actinopteri; Syngnathiformes; Syngnathidae
Exons: 8
Coding region: 450-1451 (333 amino acids)
Cellular component (GO): cytoplasm
Source: RefSeq, a predicted model, not a curated record
AACGGUUCUCUUUCAUUGCCUUUGAUAAGUGUCUGACACGCUCUUCCACUUCUUUUCAAGUCAAAACUUGAUCAAAAGAAGUGGCUUCUCGUGGGAGUUUGGGUGUGAAUGGAACCUGGUUUGGAGAAGAAGGAAAGAUCCUCCAAUGAUGAAAGGAAACUGAGAUCCCGGCGUAGGGGAGAAAGCGUCCGCUCCGUAGAGCAAUUUUAUCCCGUCCUCUUCAAAAAGUGUGAAUUGACGAUGAUCACUUGUCACAAUUUGUGAAGUUCAUCCAGAGACCCAUCCUUCAGGAUUUUUGGCACAUCGAGAUGUUUUGAAAACAUGAAACUAUAAAAGCAUCACAAUUCACCUCUGGAAGGAGAAACUACCUCCCUGCACCGCCUCAACCAGGUGGAGCCCCCCGGCCCCCUGACUGACCCGUUGUCUGAGCUGUCAAAUCUGCCACCACAAUGCUGCAACAGAUCCUAAAGGACAUGUACAUCGACCCCGAUGUGCUGGACGCUCUCAACGAGGACCAGAAAAAGACACUGUUCCUGAAGAUGCGCCAGGAGCAGGUGCGGCGCUGGAUGGAGCGUGAGGAGAAGCUGGAGCGAGAAGGCGAGAGAGUAAAGCCAAAAAAAGCCAACAGCAAGAAUGUGAGCUGGUUGCUGGGUCGCGAUGGCGACGUUGCCGUCAUUGUCAUCGGAGAAAUGGACGAGUUGAGUUCCAAAUUCAUCAGCUCGGAAUUGGGAGAAAAGAAGGCACCCUGUCCACAGAAGAAUUCAGUCAACCAAACAAUUUUGAAAAGCAGACUUAAUGCUGAAGUCAUGACUGAGAGAGAGAACCUUCCUUCUCAGACACAACCUGGAAUAUCCUUGAAUUUGAAGGCCAAAUGUGAAGAGGGGAGCACUUUACACCCCCUGGCGGUGUCAGUGAGUGAGCAUUCAUCAGCAUCCGCAGUUGCACAAAAGGAUGAGAAGUCACUAGACGUGGCUAAAGAGAAGGCCGUCUCCCAGCCCAGGCUUCCCAGGAGAAGCAACGCUGUCGUCAUCAAGCCGGCCAAUGCCAGCGUGGCGCCGGGACCCGUCAACACAAGACCCGCCGUCGCAAAUCUGAGGCAGGCCAGCCUGGCGUCACCUCCUCCCUUCAGCGCCGCGGCCAAAAUGGACAGCAGAACGACGGCGGCUUCUAAAGUGGGCUUGCAGUCAGAGGGCUUUGACAAGAUUGAGGAGUCACGGAAUGCCAAAGGGAUGACUGCGUUGGAAGCGCCUGGCAGGGUGUCGUCAAUGAAGGUGGGCUCAUCGGGGAGCACGGCGCCUAACGCCGGACGGGGCCGAGUGGCCCAGCUGAUGAAAACCUUCAGCGUCGAUACUGGUCUGACCCCCCCGACGACUCCCACGCGCGGCGUCAAGCCUCCUCUCCCGACCAAGCCGAGCCACUUGCGCGUAUCCGCCACUUCUUCUGUUCGGUAAGGUAACCGCGAUGCAGACCCAAAGAAUCCAGAGAGAAGCCACACUGGACAAUAUUGGACCAUGUGGAAGGACAUUUGUUACAUUGCUGUCAGUAUACCAAAGCACAAAAAAAAAAAAAUGGAAAUGCUUGAACUGUCUCAUGUGACUGUCACAUUAUUUUGUGAUUCAGUUUGCAUUAGGUCAUGCGCGGUUUUCUCUUCGUUCUCUUGAGGUGGAAUAAGGUACAGAAGGAUCCUCGCUUGAAUGGAAUCGCCUCAUUGAACGUUAUUAUGGUGUGUCACAUGACUCCCUGCCUCGGUGGAGCUCGUUGAGGUCCAAUGACGGUGCCAAAAAUUCCCAACCCCUCCCAUUGGAUCAAAUCUUGACAGGUUCGAUGGGCAUUGCCAAAUCAUCCAAAUCUGUUCAGUGUUACGUCUCAGUACUAUAUUAAAGACUUGUACAGUGUCUUUUUUUUUUUACUACUUUUUUACAUUUUCUAUAGGGAGAAUGAUAUGUAAUGGACGAGUUUUAAAGUGUAUACAAAUUUGAGGCAUUUUGGAUGUCGAGCUUGUGUCAUUGAAUCAAAGAGGCAAUAAAUGGAUGUAUU